Didymodactylos carnosus is the source of this 1569-nucleotide messenger RNA. The record is from the annotation of a GenBank genome assembly. NCBI's taxonomy places the organism in Eukaryota, Metazoa, Rotifera, Eurotatoria, Philodinida, Philodinidae.
AUGAUUUUAUCAGUUUUAUUAUCAUCAAUUGUAAUAUUGAUAAUUGCAAUCUAUUUCUAUAUAAAAUGGAAAUAUUAUACAGUACAUGGUACAAUUCCUGGUCUAGAACCAGAAUUUUUAUCUGGUAAUCUUCGUCAACUUGGCGUUGUUUCAUCAAAUAGAGAAUUAAUUGAUUCAUAUGGUUAUGCUUGUGAAAAAAUGCAAAAAGUCUAUGGAGAUAUAUUUCAACUUUGGAUUGGUAUUAAUCAUUAUUAUGUAUUUUGUCGUCCUGAUCAUGCUCAAGAGAUUUAUACUCAUCGUAAUAUAUUUGACCUUGCUAAAAUUCGUACAAAAACAUUUGGUUUAAUAAGUGAACAUGCACUAGUUACACUUAUUGGUCCAGAAUAUAAACGACAUGCAAAAGCUGUUUUACCAAUGUUAAAAAAAAAUAAAUUUAUACCACAAAUUCCUAUUAUGACAAAUUGUGUUGAUAAAUUAAUUACAAUUUGGAAGGAACGAUAUGAAAAUAAAGAUAAUAUAAUUUGUACAUGUAUAGUAAGUGAUAGUCAACAAUUAAUGUUAGAUAUGUUUACAUUAAUUGCAUUUGAUUAUGAUUUUGGUAAUUUAAAUAAUUUAUUAAAAUCUGCUAAAUCAUCUGAUUCUAAUGAUAAAUUUGAAUUAUCUGAUUUGGGUAAGGCACUUGCCAUUUGGUUAAAUGGAUUUCAACGUGUUACAGUAAAUGGAAUGCCAGCUUUUAUCAAUUAUUAUUUAUUAAAAUUUGAUAAAAUAUAUCAAAAUGCUUUAAAACUACUUGAAAAUUAUUCAUACAAAAUUAUUUCAAAAUGUCAACAAGAAACAGAUUUAAAUAGGAAAGCAAUUAAUCUUGUUGCAUCUUUAGUAUCAACAUUACAAGAAGAUGAAGCUGCUGAAAUGUUAAAACAUGAAGAAGAUAAAACAGGAUUAACUAAACAUGAAUUAUUAGGUGAAGUAUUAUUCUUACUUUUAGCUGGUUAUGAGACAACUGCAAGUGCUAUAUCAUGGUUUAUUCAUUUUGUAAGUAAAUAUCCUGAAAUUCAACAAAAAAUGAAAGAAGAAUUAAAACAUAAUGGUAUUACAAAAGAAACAUCUUUGGAUGAUGAUGAUCUAUUGCAUAAAUGUGAAUAUAUAGAUUGUGUAAUUAAUGAAACAUUAAGAAUAGCACCACUAGCUGUUGGCUCAUUUCGAACACUUACCAAAGAUGCUAUUAUUGAUGGAGUAAAAGUUCGUCAAGGAGAGACAGUUUUAGCUGCAUUUUCAGUUAUGCAACGUGAUCCUAGAAAUUGGAAAUUAGAUCCAACACAAUUCAUUCCUGAACGAUUUUAUGGUAUUGAUGCACCCGAUCGUAAUCAUCAUUCAUUUGCAUUUUUACCAUUUGGUGGUGGACAUCGAGUUUGUGCUGGACAAGAAGCGGCUCGUUUAGAAUUAAAAGUUAUUAUUAUUCGUUUAAUGCAAUUUGUAACAUUUACUGAUGCACCUGGUAAUAAUGGUGGACGUUAUCAACGGGUCACAGUUAUGCCAAAAGAAGUGGCAGUUUCAAUUAAAUUUGAUUAA